Pongo pygmaeus (Bornean orangutan) is the source of this 2089-nucleotide messenger RNA. RefSeq names its product transmembrane protein 9 (gene TMEM9). Lineage: Eukaryota; Metazoa; Chordata; Mammalia; Primates; Hominidae. Gene Ontology annotation, cellular component: lysosomal membrane. The record is from RefSeq and is a predicted model, not a curated record. The transcript has 7 exons. The coding region runs from base 570 to 1196 and encodes 208 amino acids.
GCCCCGCCCUGGGACGCGGAGCGGUGACCUCCAGGCGCGGUAAAUCGCCGCGGCGCCUGGGAUCCAGCGGCCAGUGCACCGCCGCGGUGGGUCCCCGAGGGCUUUCCACGACCUUCGCCUCACGCUUUUAACCCGCCGUCCGGCAGGGGGCCGGGGAAGUCCUCCCAGCCAGGAUCCAUUUCAAACCCUCCCACCUCCACCCGCCGCACCGCGCCUCCCACCCUCCCCCCGCAAUCAUUCCAGGCUCGGCUCCCGCGUGGGGAAGGACAGAGUGAGCGGGCGGCUGGCUGGAGGCCCGAGUCUCGGGGAUUGGUUACAUUUUUCCCCGGGUUAAUUACCACGGGGAGGGAAUCUGAGCUGUGCCUGUCUCGGGCACAACAAGCCUUGUCGCCUGGUGAGAGAAUCUCAAUCUUACUCAGGGGAGUCGUGUUCUCAGACUUGUCAGCAUUUCAGCACCCAGUUAUGACAUGUCACGUGGGCUACUACUGGUAAAAAUGUGAGCAUCCAGAUGAGUGCAUUUUUCACUUUUAAAGGUGUCCGGCUUUGCUGGCCCAGCAAGCCUGAUAAGCAUGAAGCUCUUAUCUUUGGUGGCUGUGGUCGGGUGUUUGCUGGUGCUCCCAGCUGAAGCCAACAAGGUGAGGGAGGUGAGCCUGCAGCACCUGGUCACGACCACCGUGCACGGCCACCCUGUCUACAGGGCUGACUCAGAGAGUUCUGAAGACAUCCGGUGCAAAUGCAUCUGUCCACCUUAUAGAAACAUCAGUGGGCACAUUUACAACCAGAAUGUAUCCCAGAAGGACUGCAACUGCCUGCACGUGGUGGAGCCCAUGCCAGUGCCUGGCCAUGACGUGGAGGCCUACUGCCUGCUGUGCGAGUGCAGGUACGAGGAGCGCAGCACCACCACCAUCAAGAUCAUCAUUGUCAUCUACCUGUCUGUGGUGGGUGCCCUGUUGCUCUACAUGGCCUUCCUGAUGCUGGUGGACCCUCUGAUCCGAAAGCCGGAUGCAUACACUGAGCAACUGCACAAUGAGGAGGAGAAUGAGGAUGCUCGCUCUAUGGCAGCAGCUGCUGCAUCCCUCGGGGGACCCCGAGCAAACACAGUUCUGGAGCGCGUGGAAGGUGCCCAGCAGCGGUGGAAGCUGCAGGUGCAGGAGCAGCGGAAGACAGUCUUCGAUCGGCACAAGAUGCUCAGCUAGAUGGGCUGGUGUGGUUGGGUCAAGGCCCCAACACCAUGGCUGCCAGCUUCCAGGCUGGACAAAGCAGGGGGCUACUUCUUCCUUCCCUCGGUUCCAGUCUUCCCUUUAAAAGCCUGUGGCAUUUUUCCUCCUUCUCCCUAACUUUAGAAAUGUUGUACUUGGCUAUUUUGAUUAGGGAAGAGGGAUGCGGUCUCUGAUCUCUGUUGUCUUCUUGGGUCUUUGGGGUUGAAGGGAGGGGGAAGGCAGGCCAGAAGGGAAUGGAGACAUUCGAGGCGGCCUCAGGAGUGGAUGCGAUCUGUCUCUCCUGGUUCCACUCUUGCCGCCUUCCAGCUCUGAGUCUUGGGAAUGUUGUUACCCUUGGGAGAUAAAGCUGGGUCUUCAGGAACUCAGUGUCUGGGAGGAAAGCAUGGCCCAGCAUUCAGCAUGUGUUCCUUUCUGCAGUGGUUCUUAUCACCACCUCCCUCCCAGCCCCAGCACCUCAGCCCCAGCCCCAGCUCCAGCCCUGAGGACAGCUCUGAUGGGAGAGCUGGGCCCCCUGAGCCCACUGGGUCUUCAGGGUGCACCUGGAAGCUGGUGUUCGCUGUCCCCUGUGCACCUCGCACUGGGGCAUGGAGUACCCAUGCAUACUCUGCUGCCGGUCCCCUCACCUGCACUUGAGGGGUCUGGGCAGUCCCUCCUCUCCCCAGUGUCCACAGUCACUGAGCCAGACGGUUGGUUGGAACAUGAGACUCGAGGCUGAGCGUGGAUCUGAACACCACAGCCCCUGUCCUUGGGUCGCCUCUUGUCCCUGAACUUCGUUGUACCAGUGCAUGGAGAGAAAAUUUUGUCCUUCUCUUGUCUUAGAGUUGUGUGUAAACCAAGGAAGCCAUCAUUAAAUUGUUUUAUUUCUCUCA